Messenger RNA from Punctularia strigosozonata HHB-11173 SS5, 717 nucleotides. RefSeq lists its product as uncharacterized. The record is from RefSeq and is a predicted model, not a curated record. NCBI's taxonomy places the organism in Eukaryota, Fungi, Basidiomycota, Agaricomycetes, Corticiales, Punctulariaceae. The transcript has 3 exons. Bases 1 to 717 code for a protein of 238 amino acids.
AUGUCGAUAACUACGCACGUCAAUCCCUUUGCGGCAUGGUCACAGACCUCCCGCAGUGGCAUCCCGCCCUCCGUCGCAGGUGCACUCCCCUCCAUGGUUGUGACACCUCCCGACUCCGACUCGCAAUGGGGAUCACCCUACACUUCGCCGUAUUCCUCACCGUACUCUUCACCGUACUCUUCUCCGGCGUCUUCACCCGGCUCAUCUCCCACGUUAUCCGCCUACAAGAGCACGCCGCUCUCCGUUACCUUCCACUUCGCGUCCUUCCAGGACACAAUAUUGAACUGCACCGUCGUCGGCCCCCAUUCGAUGAACUACUAUCGCGUGCACUCCGAGGUGUCCUCAGGUGGACUGCUCACGACGCUGUCGGACAGCAGUACCGGCAAGCCCGUCGGCAUCGUCGACUGGCAUUCGCGCCCUAUCGUCGAAGUGCGUUCCCUCGUACCGCGGCAACGCGCCGGUAAAUGGCUACCGCUAUCGAGCGAUCGAACUCAUAGAACGAUGAUCAUUGACGGCGUACAAUACGUCUGGAAACCCGCCGGACGAGAUCUCAUCCUCAUGCUCCCUGGCACAUUCCAAUCGACACAAGUCGCGAGAGUGCACAAAUCGCACAACAUGGUCUCCCUCGAGAUCAGCUACGACGCUAUCACCGGCGGCCUCCUGCCCGCUAUCGUCCUCGGCGCCUUCGUACUACAAAGCGGCCGCAAUAUCGAUUAG